Salvelinus namaycush (lake trout) is the source of this 1058-nucleotide messenger RNA. RefSeq names its product P2Y purinoceptor 8-like. Gene Ontology annotation, cellular component: membrane. Gene Ontology annotation, biological process: positive regulation of Rho protein signal transduction; phospholipase C-activating G protein-coupled receptor signaling pathway. Bases 6 to 1058 code for a protein of 350 amino acids. The transcript has 2 exons. Lineage: Eukaryota; Metazoa; Chordata; Actinopteri; Salmoniformes; Salmonidae. The record is from RefSeq and is a predicted model, not a curated record. Gene Ontology annotation, molecular function: G protein-coupled receptor activity.
UCACGAUGAACACCUCCUCAGAAGCGGUGGCCAGAGGGGUCAACAACGCCACCCUGGAGAUGCUGGUCAGUCCUGUGAUGACCGUGGCUGUGCCUGUUAUUUACCUGUCUGUGUUUGUGUGCAGUACCCCCUGCAACCUGCUGUCUCUGGUAGCGCUGCUGAACGUCCAUUACAAACGCCACACUCCCACGUCUGUGUUUGCCAUCAACCUGUCGCUGGCAGACCUGCUCUACAGCGCCUUCCUGCCCCUACAGGUGUUGUACCACCUGUGGGGUAAUGACUGGCCGUGGGGCGCUGCCCUCUGUGGCCUCACCACCACAGCCCUCAACUGCAACAUGCAUUGCUCCGUCCUCACCACCUGUGCCAUCGCGCUCGAGCGCUACUGCGGUGUCGUACGCCCACUACGCACCAAACACUGGCGCACCGCCCGGAGAGCCACCAUCGCCUGCGUCCUCAUCUGGGCAUUUGUUCUGAUUACUCAGACGCCCUUGCUCCACAGUGACCUCACCCUCCGGGUCGUCGAGCUAAGCAUCACGACCUGCUUCGACGUGCUUCCGCGUGAACUGUUCAUUCACCAAUCAGUAGCCUAUCUCUACUUCCUAGUGGUUCUGCUGAUGUUCUACGUGUUGCCGUUAGCCGUCCUGGUCAGCUGUUACGUUGCCGUGGCGAGAGGCCUGCACAGGUCGUUGCCGACGGCAGCUGAAGGCAGUGAUGGUAAGAGGGAAGUGUUGUCAAGGCGACGGGCUCAGACCACAGUCGCCUUGGCAACCCUGUGCUUUGUGGUGUGUUACCUACCAACCAUCACCCUUCAUGGCCUGCACUUAGUCUUCCACGCCCAGGGCAAGAGCCUGUACAGAUACUAUAAACUAGCGCUGAGCAUCAACAGCCUCAACUGCUGCUUUGACCCGUUUGUGUACUACUUUGCGUCGAGGGAGUUCCGGCUGGCUCUGAGGAGGCUGCUGGGGCGGUGUGUCCCACUGGGAGAGGGGGAGGAGCUUGGGACCUCUGAGCUGGUGUCCAUGACUGGGGAGACUAGGGAAUCUAAGGGACACUACUAG